Molecule: messenger RNA, 378 nt
Organism: Porites lobata
Lineage: Eukaryota; Metazoa; Cnidaria; Anthozoa; Scleractinia; Poritidae
Source: the annotation of a GenBank genome assembly
AUGGCAAGGACUACUAGACGCCGCCGCCGCCGCCGCCGCCCCCGCGCGUCGCGCCGGCGUCGCAUGGUCGGUCGGGGGUUGGACGUGCAAAAAUGGUUGGCCAAGACGGGGAUCGAAUUUCAUUGGCCCGGGUACCAAUACAUGGGCCCAGGCACCCAUUUGGAGACACGUCUGAAGCGCGGGGAUCCCGGCAUCAACCGGUUGGACCGCAUUGCCAAACAACACGACAUUGAUUAUUCUCGCGCGCGCUCGCAUCAGGACAAGUGGAACGCCGACGACAAGAUGAUUCGGGCCAUCACGAACCUCCCGGGGAAAAAGACUUGGACCGAAGCCUUCGUCAAAAAAAUCAUGCAAGCCAAACGCAAAUUGAAACUGUAA